AUGAAUGUGGACAAUCAUACAGCUAUCUCGCAAGAUGAUGCAUGGUUUGACUCUGUCAGUGUUCUUGAUUCGGAUGAAGAUGAGGAGGACUUCAUCAGCCUAUCUGAAGCUGAUAACGUAUCAUCAGCGAGUAACAUCCCAAAUGGUCAAGUAGUUCAAUUUGAAUCUUCUUCGUGUAUUGUGGAUGGGAAAGGAAAGUACGAAGAGUACCAUGAGACUUACUUGAAGAUAGAUGGGAGUAAACCGGAGAAGUAUCCUAGUGGUCGUCUCUCUAUUCUCUCCGGAAACAACAAGAAGAAGCUAAUGGACCAUGCAAGCUUCAAAGGCUUAAAGGAACAGAAACGGAACUCUCAAGACAAAACCCUGAGAUCCAGCCUGAGCCGGUUGAUGCCAACCGUUAGUUUCAACGAGAAGACUCUUAACUCGCCAACAUCUCAGAAACGGAAAUCAGCGGUUUAUCGGCUUUCCUUCAAGAGGAGGUCGUGCGACGGCGAGGAAGUUACCGAGCACCGUAAGCUGCUGUACCGUCCGAAAGCUGGAUUCACCAUUCCUUGCUCAGCCAGAGAGAAUCAGUCUAGUGGAAGUUGGUGUGAGAUACCGCCUUCAACUUUUAAACUCCGUGGAGAAACCUAUUUCAAGGACAAAAAGAAAUCACCAGCUCCAAAUCAGUGUCCGUACACUCCUAUUGGCGUUGACUUGUUUGUCUGUCCAAGGAAGAUUGAUCAUAUCGCUCAACACAUCGAGCUUCCAAACAUCAAAGCCGAGGCAAAGCUCCCUGCUCUUCUCGUUGUCAACAUUCAGUUACCAACUUAUCCUGCUGCAAUGUUCCUUGGAGAUAGCGAUGGAGAAGGCAUGAGCAUUGUGCUUUACUUUAAACUGCGAGACAAUUUCGAAAAAGAAACCUCUCAGCAAUAUCAGGACAGCAUCAAGAAACUUGUCAAUGAUGAGAUGGAGAAGGUGAAAGGUUUUGCGAAAGACAACAAUGUUGCUUUCCGUGAAAGGCUUAAGAUCGUGGCUGGACUUGUGAACCCGGAAGAUCUAACUCUAAGCUCGACUGAGAAGAAGCUUGUACAGGCUUACAAUGAAAAACCUGUCCUCUCUCGUCCUCAACACAACUUCUUUAAGGGUCCAAACUACUUUGAGAUUGAUUUGGAUGUGCAUCGAUUCAGCUACAUAUCACGGAAAGGACUUGAAGCAUUCAGAGAUCGACUGAAGAAUGGAACUCUUGAUCUCGGUUUAACCAUCCAGGCUCAAAAACCAGAAGAGCUGCCGGAAGAAGUCUUAUGCUGUCUGAGGCUGAGCAAGAUUGACUUCGUUGACCACGGUCAAAUCCCGAUGCUUCUAAUCCCGGAGGAUGGGGAAACUCUCGUGUAA
Molecule: messenger RNA, 1374 nt
Organism: Thlaspi arvense
Lineage: Eukaryota; Viridiplantae; Streptophyta; Magnoliopsida; Brassicales; Brassicaceae
Source: the annotation of a GenBank genome assembly